Molecule: messenger RNA, 720 nt
Organism: Homarus americanus (American lobster)
Lineage: Eukaryota; Metazoa; Arthropoda; Malacostraca; Decapoda; Nephropidae
Product: tigger transposable element-derived protein 1-like
Exons: 1
Coding region: 1-720 (239 amino acids)
Cellular component (GO): nucleus
Molecular function (GO): DNA binding
Source: RefSeq, a predicted model, not a curated record
AUGCUCGAGACGAUCAAAUGUGGUGCUCGUACCUGUGAACCCAUGCAUAGGUUCAACUGCCCCGAAUCAACUAUACGUUCCCUUAAGAAGAACAAGGAAGCCUUAACUGAUUCUGUGAAUGUAUUCUCAAGAUUUUCUAGUAACAGGACAUUCUCCGAUAAUUCACAACGAAACCUACUGCUUGUUAUCACAAAACAUUACCUUCACAAAUGGGUGGAAAGAAGACACCGUGAGCAGGGCGGCCUGUGUGGGCCACAGAUAAGGCAUCAGGCAUGUGUUUAUUACGCUGCAGUUGUACAGAAGAAACACGUUAACUCUCCACCAUCGUUCAAUGCUUCUGUUGUUUGGUUGGCUGCCUUUAAGAAACGUUGUGAAGUCAAGUUUGCCCACUACCAUGGGGAGAGUGCAUCAGCUGAUGUCAUAACAGCAGAAAAAUAUCUACCUGUCUUUAAAGCUCUUGUGAAAGAGGGUGCUUAUUGCCGAGACCAGAUCUUCAAUUGUGAAGAAACUGGCAUUUUCUGGAAGCGUUCUCCUAGGACCACUUUCAUUGCCAAGGAUGAAAAACAGGCAAGGGGCAUAAAGACUUCAAAGGACAGGAUUACAGUUAUAUUCACAGCUAAUGCAAGUGGUGAUUUCUUGAUGAAACCCCCGAUUGUUAACCGUGCUGCCCGUCCUAGAGCCUACCAUCAUGCAGCAGCUCCAUGUUUAUUGGAAGUCUAA